Molecule: messenger RNA, 1674 nt
Organism: Drosophila suzukii
Lineage: Eukaryota; Metazoa; Arthropoda; Insecta; Diptera; Drosophilidae
Product: probable phospholipase A1 magnifin
Biological process (GO): lipid catabolic process
Molecular function (GO): lipase activity
Source: RefSeq, a predicted model, not a curated record
AUGACUUCUUCGGUUCUAGUGGUGCUGCUGGUAGUGCUGGCUCGGAUUCCAAAGCCUAUAGAAGCAGAUUCAAUAAAGGAAUCCGUUCCUCAAAGUGGCGACUUCACAAUAGAAACUCAUAACAAAUCGAGUCCAGAAAUUGUGAAUAUUUCAGAUAUUAAAAGCCUAAAGAAACUGGAUUCUCACAUAAAAGAAGGCUUUGUCACCGAAAUUCCAAGUCAAAUUGGCUCUACAAAUUCCAGUCUGCAAACCCAAAUUCCAAAUCUUUCAAAUCCAGAAAUCAGUCCACAAAAUGUGGAUGCUACACUCAAAAACCCAGAAGAAAUUAUCUCUGAUUUUGUUGAUACUUUUGGGAAUGAAAGCUUAAUUUAUUUGCGAAAUAAGAGUUUUAAUAAAACCAGUUCCGAGAAGGAAAUAAUUUUGGGUUUUUUAAGAAACGAGCAUACCAACUAUUGUAAAAAUGGAUUUUUUAACGAAUGGGAAAACACUAGAUUUGAGACAAGUGACAGGCUCAACUUGCGACAGCUACCGACUUCGUUUCAGGAACUGCUCCUGGACCGCCUGCAGGAUCAGUUGCGUCAGCUGUUUGUCGGCCUGCCCCUGGACAUAGCCUUCUCCACCCUCAACUAUAUAUGCAGUACUAUUGUAGAUCUGGGCGUGGUGAGGUCCAAAAUUGUUCCGGAUGUCUCGCGCAUGAGCUUUCUCCUUCGCACCGAGCAGGAGUGUCAGAAUACCAGUAUUCCACUGACGCAGGCCGAGAAGCUGUGGGAUACUCCCGGGUUUUACCAGGAUAGACCCACGGUCCUGUUCAUCACCGGCUGGACAACGAGCAUAAACAAUUCCAACAGCGGACCAGUGGCCAAGGCCUAUGCUUGUCGCAAUGAUACAAAUAUUUUGAUUCUGGAUGCCGCUGACUUUAUUGACACCCUGUAUACAUGGUCAGCCUUGAACACAGAGGUUAUUGGAGCCACUCUGGCCACGGCACUCCUCCGGAUGAAUGCGACCUAUGUCACGAACCACUUCCAUUUGGUGGGUCACAGUCUGGGCGCCCAGAUAGCAGGUUCGGCGGGCAGGAACUACCGGCAAAUGUCGGGGGGCCUAAUCCUGAAGAGAAUCACUGGACUGGAUCCGGCCAAUCCCUGUUUCUACGACGGCAACGAUUUGGAGGGUCUGCGGAGUGGGGAUGCCCGAUUUGUGGACAUUAUCCACUCGAAUCCUGGAAUGCUGGGAUCCCCGAAACGUUCUGGCGAUGCGGACUUCUUUGUCCAGGGACGGGUUCCCUUCAAGGAGGGCUGCGAGGGUAUCUCCACCAUUAGCUGUUCGCACCAAAGGGCCGUGGAUUACUGGACGGAAACGGUUUAUCCCUCGAAUGCAAACGACUUUCUGGGCAGGCGAUGUGAUCGCUAUUCGGAACUCCUGCUUGGCAGUUUUUGCCGGGACACGAGGACCGUGAUGGGUUAUGCUGCCAAACCCACGGAUCUGGGCCUGUUCUACGUGGGCGCCAAUCGAGCGGAGCCCUAUGGCCAGAAUGCAAAUCCGCAGACCUACACCUACUCGACCACUGGAUGCGGAGCUUGCUAGUAAACAGACUAAAAAUAGUCUGUAACUAAAGAAAAACAUUUUAAACCAUUACCCUUAGAGUAAAUGGGUAUCUAUAAGGUAGAAGAAAGCGUU